AUGGCCAAAGAUUUCAAUGAGUUUAUUGCAAAAGCUGGACUAAUGGAAUUCAACACUGGUUGUUAUAAGUUCACAUAUAAGUGUGAUGAUGGUCUCAAGCUAAGUAAAUUAGAUAGAAUACUAGUGUGCUCAAACUUCAUUGCAAUGCAGACGAUGUCCACUGUCAAUGUCCUGGAUCGUGAGUAUUCAGAUCAUGCACCGGUUGUUCUCAAACCUUCCUGUCAAGACUUUGGACCACCUUCUUUUCGAUUCUUCAAUUCGUGGAUGCUUCGUGAUGGUUUUAAUGAGGAGUUUGAAAAUGCCUGGAACUCUUUCAUGGGGUUUGGCUCUCCAGAUAUGUUCAUUAAGGCUAGACUCAAGCAUGUUAAAAACCGUAUACGUAAAUGGAGGCAAGUUGACUCAAAUGAUGAAUCGAAACUGCUCUUGAACUCAAAGACAAAGGUUGCUGAAUUAGAGAGUAUAGUUGAAUUUCGUGCAUUGACAGAAGAUGAACUGCUAGAACGAAGGAAGUGUAAAACAAAAAUUAGUGAACUGGAAAAAUUUGCAAAAUUAGAUAUGCAGCAAAAGGCAAAGGUUAAGUGGCUAACUGAUGGAGACGAAAACACGGCAUUCUUCCAUGGCUCGGUUAAAAGCAAAAAUCAGAAAAAUCGAAUACAUGAAUGGCCUGAUCGUCCGAAGCUCAUUAGCAACCUAUUCAAAUCUCUAUCUUCUGAGCAUGUUAGAUUACUUGAUGCAUCUUUCACUUUUGAGGAGGUAAAACAUGCUGUUUGGAGCUGUGGUGGUGAAAAAGCUCCAGGACCUGAUGGUUAUACCUUCAAGAUACUUAGGAGUAAAUGGGACCUUAUCAAAUCUGAUGUUUUUCAUUUUGUAAAACAUUUUGAAUCCCAUGGAAGCCUAGCACGUGGAUGUAACUCUUAA
Molecule: messenger RNA, 918 nt
Organism: Lactuca sativa (garden lettuce)
Lineage: Eukaryota; Viridiplantae; Streptophyta; Magnoliopsida; Asterales; Asteraceae
Source: RefSeq, a predicted model, not a curated record